UUCAGCAUGAUGAGAUGAAAACGAAAUUUCACCAAGCUAACAAUAACAUAAUAUAAUAAUGAAUACAAUAUUUCAUACAGAAGUCACACUAGAAAUAUUUUACUAUUGAGUUGCAUUACACCAUUUAUUAUAUUACAAUGUAUCAUAGUAUAUCGUAACAUAAUUCUAAUGUUAUAUAUUUGCAGCUCCCGCGCUGUGAGGCAGAUGUUUUAUGGCUUUUAUUUUGACAGAGUAAAGGAAGUGACGACGUGUUUUUCGCUGCCGUCCAAUGCAUAGGCCAAGGAGGAGCUGCUUGUUUUUUAAAAGUUGACUCACUGGUUCUUCAAGCUGCGUGAAGUCUAGCUGUGGAAUUUAGAUCGAAACAGUAGACUUUGACAUGUUGGUAGUUCAUCUCAACCGAAGUAGCUUCUAUUGACUGCUGUCCUUCCCAAAGAUCGAAAUCUUUCAGCUCAAAGAUGAUCAUCAAGGCGCAGAAGCGCAAACACCCACCGGAGGACGUGGAGGAGUCCGACCGGAGCAGCCCGACCUGGGAGCGCCAGCGGCAGUUUGUGUUCUCGGUCUCCCUCAACAAGUACCAGAGCGGCCAGGUGCUGCCCGAGCCCAGCCUCAGGCGCUCCGUGCUCAUCGCCAACACGCUGCGGCUUAUGAGCCUGGAAGACAGCGUGGCGCCCUCAGCGGACAUGGAGGUGUCCCCGCCACCCUGCGACUCUCCACCGGGCCCCUGGGAGAGUGCUUUCGCUGGCGGCGCGGCGAUGUCCACCGAAAGCCCCUCUGUGCAUGACGGCUGCCCUCUGGGCUCUGUGAAUUGCGCAUUAAAUUGCCCCGCGAGCAGGUGUUCCGUGAACUACCAUCCAGGACCAUCCAAUGUCUCGUUGUCUGUUAGAGAGGAAGACGAGGACUGGGGAUCGAUGUCCACAGACUCUGAUUACUCUCUCUCAGCCGCCAUCACUUCCAUUCUUACGGCACUGGACUCCAUCAUUGACGGGAGCCCGCAAGCAGCUCCGCGGACGCCUCUCAGGUCCUUGGAGAACCUGAUGGGGCCUUGCGAGGGAGCCGUGGCGUGGGCCAAACAGGGAGGCAGGGGUUAUGCAGGAAGCUGGGAGCAACAGGUAGAGUCCAGUGAUCUGUUUCAGGAUAUAGACACAACCCUGCUGGAGAGGGACACGGGUGUGCUUGGGCUCAUAGGCAAUGGGGGUGGACACCAGGCCAGGGACGACUUCUACCAGUAUCUGCCCCCUUUCUCCUCCCCUUACACCCCCUGUCCAUCUCUAGCAACCAGGAUCUGAGAUGUCUGCUUUCGUUCUUCCUGUUCAGCCCAUUUUCAUCCUCAUCCGGUCUUUCCUAGCCACUAGGUCAAAAGGAUAUUUGUGAAAACUGUCUGUGCAGUAAACCAGAUGAGGCCCCUUUUUUUCUUCUUAAUGGCAAUGAGUCAGUGAAUAAUUGUUGUGUGACAGCUAAUUGGAACAAGUGAAGGGAGGUGUGAUUAAAAAGCAGGAUUCAUUGAACAAAUGAGACAAUAGUCUCACUCUACAAGGCGUUAAAGGCACCACAGCUUCAAGGAAUCCUGCAUACACAUCAAAUUCCCAGUUAAUGUACACGUGUUGUUGUCUGAAAAAAUGUUACUGUGAGUCUGAAAAUGCCAUUUGACUGCUGUUUGAAAGAACAUUUGAAACACUAAUGUUAUAGGUCAAACUUCUGUGAAGAAAUCUUUUCACCUCAUAUUUAUCAGCAAGUUAGAAUGACGUCAGGUGAUGUGAUUGGGUCAGGGUUUCAAAUGGCAGAAGGAUGGUGCUUUAUUUUUUCCCUGAAAUGAAUCCAUAUGCACCGAUCAAAAAGAGCAUUUACCGCCUUUAAUCAAGUCUUUUAGUCAAAGAGCAUCCAUAGUACUGAGUUUACACAGCACAACCUUGUGAUUUUUAAUGUGAUGGUACAAAGUAACUACAUCAACUGGAGUCACAACCGCCUUGCGAUGGCUUCUGUUGUUGAGAUGUGAAUCUAUAUAUAUAUAUAUAUAUAUAUAUAUGAAUCCAUUCUGGCAGGUGCUUAGCAUCAUGCUGUGAGCCUCGUUGGCUGAUGGGAAUCUACAUGGCGCUGUAAGCAGCCGUUCACUCGUCAGAAGGUCCGCCCGUCCCACUGGGCUUCAAACAUUAUGUCUGGUUUAGAGCUGAAUUAUUGCACUUUUGUUAAUACAAGUUGGAUAUAUGUUAAGCAGUGGUAAUAUUGCAGGAGUUAAUACAAAUCUGUAAAGUGGUGUCCGGUUCAUGGUUCAAAGACACUUGAGAUGGGAGUUGAAUCAGCUGUACAUUUGUCAUGCAAUGAAACCAACACUCUGAGGGAGCACGUGUCACCUGUCACGCAGGUUUUUGUACUUUUUGUCCCGCCUCCACAGCAGAGUUGCUUUCUGUUAGGUCUUUUGUGAAUAUCUGGACUGCAAUCUCACACUAUUUAUGAAUGUUGUAUUCUUUGUUAAGAUGGAAUGUCAUACCAUGUUUGACAAUUUUCUAAUGGUAUAUUAAUUUACCGUCUGUUUUUAUUUACUCUAAAUUCGUUUAAAAUAUUUCUAAUGGUGUACUGACAUUGAGGGCAGAAUGCCUGCACUCUAGACUUUUCUAAAUAAGGCAAUUGUC
Molecule: messenger RNA, 2627 nt
Organism: Pungitius pungitius (ninespine stickleback)
Lineage: Eukaryota; Metazoa; Chordata; Actinopteri; Perciformes; Gasterosteidae
Gene: sertad3
Product: SERTA domain containing 3
Exons: 2
Coding region: 456-1286 (276 amino acids)
Cellular component (GO): nucleus
Molecular function (GO): transcription regulator activity
Source: RefSeq, a predicted model, not a curated record